AUGGGUUGGUUCGACGGCUGGUUCGGCCCCAGCGCCUCGUCCGACGACCCUCUCCAGUCCCUCGACCCCAAGCUCCGCGAAUACCUCGAGCGCGAAUCCCCCGUAAAGAUCCAGAACCAGCAGAUCCAAGAAGCCGAGAAAAAGGCCAUACGAAUCGCCGCACAAGCAGCUGCGACGGCAGAAGCGCGCGCCCACGCCCAAGCACAAGCACAGUCACAAGAUGCCGCGGAACAGCCCAAAGUGCCGAAAGAGAGCCUCUUCCAGGACGGGCGGUACGCGCACCUGUGGAAGACGUACCGGCCCUACGCCGAGAUCGAGGCCGAGACGAAGACGGAUCACGAGAAGCUCAUGGACGUGCUGGACGGGUUCAAGCAGCGGAAGCACGACAUUGGCAGGGCGGCGCUCGAGAACUGCGCGAUUCAGCAGGAGGAGUGGGUGAACUGCAUGAAGAGCGGCGACUGGGAGGAUAGGAUGCAGAUGUGCAGGCGUCAGGUGCAAAAGUUUGAGAGGUGUUAUACCAUGCAAACGAGAUUCCUCAAGGCCCUAGGCUACCAAUCCAUUGCCGGCCGAUCAGCCCAGGUGGAAGAAGACAUCCAGAUGCACGCAGACCAGCUCUACGGGCGCAUGAUUGAGCAAGAACAAGCCAUGGAGGCCGCCAAGAAGGAAGGCCUCCCCGCGCCCAAGUUCGACUUUUCGAUACCCACGGCCGCACCGGCCGCGACCGCGCACACGCCGAGGCCGGACUUGGAGACGUCGUGGAAGGAGAAGCUGGAGCAGCUGCCCGAGUCGGAGAGGGCGGCCGAGGAGGCGGCGCUGCGGGCGGAUUUCCAGGCCAAUGUCGAGGUGGCCAAGAACGUGCAGAAGCUGUGGGACGAGCAGGAGAAGGAGAAGGAGAGGCGCAAGGCGGAGGGCAAGGCUACGAUUGUGGAUCGUAUCUCGGGGACGUUUGGCGGGGGGAAGUAA
Molecule: messenger RNA, 963 nt
Organism: Colletotrichum phormii
Lineage: Eukaryota; Fungi; Ascomycota; Sordariomycetes; Glomerellales; Glomerellaceae
Exons: 2
Coding region: 1-963 (320 amino acids)
Source: RefSeq, a predicted model, not a curated record